Messenger RNA from Chenopodium quinoa (quinoa), 1354 nucleotides. Its product is annotated as guanine nucleotide-binding protein subunit beta-like protein. Gene Ontology annotation, molecular function: translation regulator activity; ribosome binding; protein kinase C binding. Gene Ontology annotation, biological process: positive regulation of protein phosphorylation; rescue of stalled cytosolic ribosome. NCBI's taxonomy places the organism in Eukaryota, Viridiplantae, Streptophyta, Magnoliopsida, Caryophyllales, Amaranthaceae. Gene Ontology annotation, cellular component: nucleus; cytosol. The transcript is spliced from 3 exons. The coding region runs from base 100 to 1083 and encodes 327 amino acids. The record is from RefSeq and is a predicted model, not a curated record.
CUUUCCUUCAUUCCGGCCUCCCCACUUCCAUCAAAUUCUCUCUCCUCCUCCCAAAAGCCAGAGCCCCCCUUCUUCCCCAAAAAACCUCUAUCAUCCGCCAUGGGAGAGCAGCUACAACUCCGCGGCACCAUGCGUGCUCACACCGACAUGGUCACCGCCAUCGCAACCCCAAUCGACAACAGCGACAUGAUUGUCACUGCUUCAAGGGACAAAUCCAUCAUCCUCUGGAAAAUCACUAAGGAGGACAAGGUCUAUGGUGUUCCUAGUCGCCGUCUUACUGGACAUUCUCACUUUGUUGAGGAUGUUGUACUUUCUUCUGAUGGCCAGUUCGCUCUUUCUGGCAGUUGGGAUGGUGAGCUUCGUCUUUGGGACCUUGCUGCUGGUACCACUGCUCGUCGCUUUGUUGGUCAUACCAAGGAUGUGCUUUCCGUCGCUUUCUCGAUUGAUAAUCGUCAGAUUGUUUCUGCUUCUAGGGAUCGUACCAUCAAGCUUUGGAACACUCUUGGUGAGUGCAAGUACACAAUCCAAGAUGGUGAUGGUCACUCAGACUGGGUUAGCUGUGUGAGGUUCAGCCCUAACACUUUGCAGCCAACCAUUGUCUCAUCCUCAUGGGAUAAGACCGUCAAGAUUUGGAAUUUGACUAACUGCAAGUUGAGGGCAACCUUGGCUGGUCACAGUGGUUAUGUGAACACUGUUGCUGUAUCCCCUGAUGGUUCCUUGUGCGCUAGUGGUGGCAAAGACAGUACCAUUUUGUUGUGGGAUUUGGCCGAGGGCAAGAGGCUUUACUCUCUUGAUGCUGGUACUAUUAUCCAUGCCCUUUGCUUUAGCCCUAACAGGUAUUGGCUCUGUGCUGCUACUGAGGGUGGUAUUAAGAUUUGGGAUUUGGAGAGCAAGAGUAUUGUUGAGGACUUGAAGGUUGACCUUAAGACCGAAGCCGAACAUGAUGUUGAGGGUGCAGGCACCACUGCAUCUAAGAAGAAGGUUAUUUACUGCACUAGUUUGAGCUGGAGCGCUGAUGGCCAAACACUGUUCAGUGGAUACACAGAUGGUGUUAUUAGAGUUUAUGGAAUCGCCCGUUACUAGAAUGUAGGCUUCUGUGUGGCAAUUGGCAUGGACAUUUUUCGAAUGUAGUUUCUUCUAUAAUCUAGGGUACUCUCUGCGGGUCUUGUUUUCAGAUUUUUGAUACAUGUGUUUAUGGCAUUUUAAGGCCUUUUUUGAUUGUCAUUCCCAAGUAAGAGGUUGAUAUUUAAACUUAAAUCAUGCUAUUUACUUUCACAUCUGAUUUUAGAUGUUACAGCAGUUUGAAUUUCAACUCGUCACUUGUCUAAAUUUGCUUGACCAGUGAUUAUUAAAA